UUCCUUGCAGCCCACGCCGGACGGCGCGCGGGCCCCACCGAUCAACCGGCGCCGUCGGAUUCCGAUCGGACGGCCGGGCUCGCGUCAUCUUCCACCUCUCGUCGGCCUCGAGGCGACCCCCCCCCCCCGCUCUCUCUCCUCCCCUCGAUGAGAGAGAAACCCUAAUCCCCCAAUCCACUCGUCCAAAUCCAUCCCCUUUCCGAUCCACCCCCCUCCGAUCCGCCCGCCGCCAGCCGCCAGCCGCCAGCGGCAGAUCUCGCCGACCGCCGCCCCGAUCUGGUCCCGCCUCGCCGCCCCCGUCGGUCCUGGUCCGUCCCCCGAUCUGGUCUCGCCGCCCGGUGGAGGGAGGGGGGCGGCGGAGGAGGAGAUUCGAUUCCGGAGGAGGAUGGUCUGAUGGGCGGCGGCGGGGCGUCGAUGUUGGAUGAGGACGAAGCGCGCCGGAUCUGACCGCGCACGGCCACCCCCACCGCCCAUGCCGGCCGUCGGGGCGCGGCGCUCCACGCGGGUCUUCCUGCCCAGGGCGCACAAGCAGGCCCCGCGCUCGCCGGAGCCCGCCAGGGUCACGCGCUCCGCCAAGCGCCUCGCCAUCUCCUCAAACCACUCCCACUGGCUCGGCUGGGAGCAGCGCGCCGCCAGCACCAGCGACGACGACGACGACGAUGACGGCCCCAAGCCGCGCACGCCGCAGCGCGAGCCGUCGCCCGACCGGCCCAUGUCGCCGAGGUCCUUCGGGGCCGUGUACAGACGGAAGCGCCGCCAGAGGCCGCCGCCCGAGCCGGAGGACCUCGCCAACGGCGACGGCGACGACGGCAGCGACAGGAGGUUCGGGCUCGUGUUCACCAGGAAGCACAAGCGUGCCAAGCUCGCCCCUUUCGGCCUGUGCUCCUCGUCCAGGGAGUUGGCUUCGACCGUCGGGCUCCUUGAAGACGCACAUUUUCUGGGUGGCGCUGUCGGCAGCCGCAGCGCCGUGCUCGUCGUCCUCGUGGACGCGUCUUCCCCCGGGAGCUCGAGCCGGUUCUCGCGCCUCCUCCUGCCGGUGUUGCUGUGGCUGCGCCGGCGCCAGCGGAGCCAUGUCCGGAGCCUGGCCUCGUUUCUUCUGGCCUCGCCGGCUGUUGCCACCGCGUUUGCUUCGCACGGGGUGCACUUUAUCAGGCUCCAGCGCCAGAGAGCUAGUGCGUUGCUGCAGAGGCCUACGGUGAACUGCGGGUGGUGCGAGCUCCGUGGUGCUGGCCCGUCUCGGCAGCCGGUGCUGUCGGUCAACUUCUCGGCGUUCCCUUCUUACUUCCAGGGCUUGCAUUCUGCGACAGCUCUUCGUUUCAUAUAUCUGCCAGCCGUGAUUCGCCGGGCCAUGGGUUUGGCUGGAGGAGCUGAAGAAGAAUCGUAUUCUCGAGAUCAUCCAGAGGUGGAUUCUGGGUCUCCGAGCACCGGGGACGCCACACCCGCUGUCGGAUCUUACGGAGCGGUUCAGGAUUAUGUGCCCCUUGAGCAAGCUCCAGGAGUGGUGCUGCAUGGUCUGCGGCUGAAGAAGCACCAGAGGAAGCGAAGCUCGAUGAGGCAUCCCCUGAGCCGGCGCCGCCGUCUCACAGUGAGAUUUUCUGACAAGGAAAUUGGAGUGAAGGAGGGCACCGUGACCUCUCAGACGGAACUGCAAAAUCCACCAUUGACCGGAGGCCCUGAGGUUUCCGAGGAACCUGUCCAGCCCAAGCCAGCAAUGGAAAUUUCUCUUGAUCUGCUUGAUAACAUGGAUGACAGCGAUGUCUCGACGCCCAUGGGACCAAGUGGGAAGCAAAAGAGGUCUUUUUUCAAAAGUCCCGUUGACCGCACGAGUGAAAGGCCGGCCCUGUCAGAGGUUAGGCAGAAUAUAGAUACCUUCCGCUGCAAAGCAAACCUCUUGAUUAUUCAGGCUGAUAGGUGCUGGAGGGAAGAGGGAGCUGAAGUUAUGCUGGAACUAUCAAACUCCAACGGGUGGUGCGUGGCUGUGAAGCUACACGGUGUCACUAGAGUCUCUCUUAAGCCUUCAGAGCAGAGGUUCUAUGUCGUCAACCGGCACACCCAUGCCUACGUCUGGGCGGUCGAAGAUGGAUGGAAGCUUGAGUUCCCUGACAAAUGGGACUGGCUUUUAUUCAAAGAAUUGCACAUCGAGGGCCGGGAGCGCAAUUCUCAGGGAAAGAUCAUCCCGAUUCCAGGUGUGCAUGAGGUUUCCGAUGGCAUGGGAGGGACUGUAGCAGAUCCUUUCUCACGCCCUGUGACAGACUAUAUCAGAACGGCGGAUGAUGAGGUUGCGCGGGCCCUCUCGAGAGAUUCAGCUUAUGACAUGGACUCGGAGGAUGAGGAGUGGCUCAUUCAGCUGAAGCAUGGGCCUUCCGAUAGAAGGAGGACCCGCCUGAACCAGAUUUCCUACGAAGAUUUCGAGAAAUUAAUAACCUUGUUCGAAAAGGACGCCUACAAUAAUCCUGAGGAAGCUAAUGAUGUGGAUCAGCUUCUCUCCAGGCAUCCUGCUUUAGGCAAGGGUGACAAUGUCCUUGCCAUAUACGGAUACUGGACUAAUAAGAGAGAUAAGAAAGGCACACCACUGCUUAGGAUAUUUCAGGGUGCACCUGCUGUAAGGCGAGGACGGCCGUCGCAGAAAUCUUCUGUAAAAAAGAAGAGAUCCGUGAAGAGACCACAAAGAAGCCAACCUGGCCGUGGGAAGCCUGGGUUCUUCUUGCAAGGUGGCGAAGGUGAGGCCUUGCAGAGGGUGGUGGAAGCCGACCGUGCCGCGAAACAGGCCGUAGACAAGGCCAUCCAGCUGCGCAGCAGAGCCCAGGCCCUCAUGGAGCGGGCCAACCUGGCGGCGUACAAGUCGGUGAUGGCCGUGAGGAUCGCCGAUGCCGCGAGCGUGUCUGAGAGGUGCCGGGACGUCGUCUGGAGGAGCCUCGACUAGGCCUUGCUUCUUUCUUUUGUUCCCGCCGCAUGUGUGAUAUCAUUGGCUAGUCUGCGAGGCUGUGUUUUUUUUUCGCCCCAUCCUCCUCUCCUCCGGUUGUAACUAUGCGCAGAAGAAGCAGAAGCGGAAAUUGAUGGGUCCCGGGUCGGACUCGUAGACAAAGAAACUGUAAUUCGUUUGUGUAAAUGAUAUAGUUUGGUAGCUAGAUGUUGGUGGAUGGAUGGAUGGAUCCGUGCCUGACGACUCUGUAUGUUAUAUGUAGUGCCCAUGUUUUGACAGAGAAAAAAGAUGAGGUAUUGUUAGAUCA
Messenger RNA from Hordeum vulgare subsp. vulgare (domesticated barley), 3230 nucleotides. RefSeq lists its product as uncharacterized. The coding region runs from base 422 to 2923 and encodes 833 amino acids. The record is from RefSeq and is a predicted model, not a curated record. The transcript has 4 exons. Gene Ontology annotation, biological process: regulation of transcription by RNA polymerase II. Lineage: Eukaryota; Viridiplantae; Streptophyta; Magnoliopsida; Poales; Poaceae. Gene Ontology annotation, cellular component: piccolo histone acetyltransferase complex.